AUGGCAGCACGCCCGUUCCUGCUCAGUAUGGCCUCACUUACCAGGGCCGGCCUCCUGGGUUUCUCAAUCCGCUGCUUACCUCGACGACGUCUGCACCUUUCCGCAGCCAGGCUCGCGCCCAGCGUUGCAAAUAUAGCACCGGGGUCUGGUGGUCAAAUCUUUAACCGACCACCCCCGUCAUCGGCUGCUUCAAGUCGGACUGAAGAUCUCAACGAUAGUAAAUAUGCGGCCUUCUUGGGUGAGGCAGACAGCAACGAUGGCCAUGAGGCAUAUCGAGAUAGCUACGGGCCUCCAGCUCCUGCGCUGGACGCCCAGAACGCGGCAUUUUUGGGCGAGACCGAUUCUAACGAUGCCCUCGAAGUACAGAAAGCCGCAGAAGGAGACAAACGGGAGCCCCUAGACGCCAAAAACGCCGCAUUUUUAGGGGAGGCAGAUUCAGAUGAUGCCCUUGAGGCAAUAAAGGCAGUGGAGGGAGAUAAGCACGAAUCUCUCGAUGCCCAGAACGCGGCCUUCUUGGGAGAAGCGGAUAGUGAUGACGGAUUUGAGGCAGACGUGGAGUCGUACCCUGAAGAGCACCGCCAUAAGAUUGAAGACACACAUCUCCAAGCGGCUUGCAUGGGCAAGGGGGCGAACAAGACCAGUGA
Messenger RNA from Capronia coronata CBS 617.96, 644 nucleotides. RefSeq lists its product as uncharacterized. The annotation marks the transcript as partial. The record is from RefSeq and is a predicted model, not a curated record. The transcript has a single exon. Lineage: Eukaryota; Fungi; Ascomycota; Eurotiomycetes; Chaetothyriales; Herpotrichiellaceae.